GUGACAUAAAUAGUUGUUACCUAGGGUUUCAACCUCACCCUUCAACCUCCAACCGAUCAUUCUACUUCCUCUGCAUCAAUGGUGAGAGGCUCCUCUCAAUCUCAAACCACCUCUUCUUCCAACACCCGACCCGGCCCACUCGGCGCCGGUCCUCGUGGCUCCCCCGCCGCCACCGCCGGCUUGCGACGCCGUCGCACUACCACCACCGGAUCUGCUACCAGCUUGACCGGCGGCAACCAAAGCAACAUGCUUAGGUUCUACACCGAUGAUGCUCCAGGGCUUAAGAUCACCCCUACUGUUGUUCUGGUCAUGAGCGUCUGCUUCAUCGGGUUUGUUACUGCUUUGCAUGUGUUUGGUAAGCUUUAUCGCAGUUGAAGGCCGAUUCUGUACUGCUGUACGGAGGUUGUUUGUUUCUUGGGUGUUUGUAUGGUUUGUUAGGUUAAAUGUUGGAUCUAAUUUGUUUUCUGCUAUGUAUGUAUGUAGAUAUUUAUGAAUACAUGAAAAAAAAAAAAAAACACGACUUUUAAUUUGAGUGAAUCGAUCGUUAGUGCGCCUUUGUUGUGUAAUCUAAUAGAUCUAACUCGCUGCUGAAUUUCUGCUAUGUAAUAUCCCUUCAGUGA
Molecule: messenger RNA, 620 nt
Organism: Helianthus annuus (common sunflower)
Lineage: Eukaryota; Viridiplantae; Streptophyta; Magnoliopsida; Asterales; Asteraceae
Product: protein transport protein Sec61 subunit beta
Exons: 1
Coding region: 79-375 (98 amino acids)
Biological process (GO): intracellular protein transport
Cellular component (GO): Sec61 translocon complex
Source: RefSeq, a predicted model, not a curated record